Adineta ricciae is the source of this 522-nucleotide messenger RNA. The record is from the annotation of a GenBank genome assembly. Lineage: Eukaryota; Metazoa; Rotifera; Eurotatoria; Adinetida; Adinetidae.
AUGUCUUCUCCAUUAUAUACUGUUUCAAACGGUGAAAAUUAUUCGGAAAAGAAGAAAACAGCAAUAACACGAGCUCGUGCAACGGAUGAAGAUCUCGGAAAUAUUUUCAAUCCUCGAACAUACGUCGUUGGUUCUCACAAAUUUGCACGAGAAUAUCUACGCGAACGUUUGAAUCGCUCGAUUCUUCAUGAAUUUAGCAUUGAUGAACAAAAGGCACGAAUCGAAUUAGCUGCUGCUUACCGUUUAGCUGCUAAGAACGGCUGGUUAGAAUCGAUUUAUAAUCACAUAACUUGCAAUGUAGAUGGGCCAAACGGCGAACAUCAUUUAUUAAUCAAUCCAUUUGGUUUAAAUUAUCGCGAAAUUACUGCAUCAUCAUUGGUGAAGAUUGAUUUCGAUGGAAAUACAAUUCAUCCAGGUGUUGUUGGCGAUAUCUUUGGAAUAAACAAAGCUGGUCUCGUNAAAAUAAGAAAGAUUGUAAUAGAUAUCUUGAAGAAACAACGAACUCGAAGUGAAAUGAUUUGA